ACUCGAAUGGAACGAACGAACGAAUGAAUAUACUGUCUGACAGUGACGGCAAGUUAAUUUUACUCAUGAAAUGAAAGAGAUUUGUCUUGUCAAAGGAAACAUUAAUUUCGUCUGCUUGAUCGUUGGAUGCUAAAGUGAAGAACAGUCGCUGUCAUUGUUGUCGUCGUCAUCGCUAUUGUUGUUGUUGUUGAUGAUGACGACGACGGAGAUGUAUUAAAAAUCCGGAUUAUUAUUUUUUUUUUCCUGGAAUUGAACUUCAUCUCAUGAAGGAGUGAGCGAAUGAAUGAAUGUUGAAGCAGUUGAAGCAAGUGCAUGCCUACACCCUCAAGAACACUGAUAACAUUACCAGUGAUGAUGGCAUUGGAAUAGCAGCAGCAGCAGUAAUAGACCACACCAAGUCCCUCAUCUGCCAUCUCCUUCAGCUCCACCAUCAUCAUCUCAAACUCGACCAGCAUGGCAUCGGCAGCGGCUGCAUCCCUUACGCUGAGAAGCUCCUCAACCACACCCCUCACCUCCACCGCUCCGUCUUCCUCCACAACAAGCUCAUCCAGGCCUACUCCUCCCUCCGCCACCCCUUCCAUUGCCUCCGCCUCUUCUCCCUCAUGUCCCUCCGCGGCUGCUCUCCCAACCACCUCUCCUUCACCUUCCUCUUCUCCGCCUCCGCCUCCCUCCCCAUCCCCUCCCCCACCCCCUUCUCCCUCCACGCCCGCUUCCUCAAGUCCGGCUUCGCCUCCGAGGUCUUCGCCCUCUCCGCCCUCCUCGACAUGUAUGCCAAGCUCGGCCUGCUCUCCUCCGCCCGCCAGGUGUUCGACGAAAUGCCCGCCACCCACAGGGACGUCCCCACCUGGAAUUCUAUGAUCGCGGGGUACGCCAGAUGCGGGGACAUGGAGGGAGCUGCGCAGCUGUUCGCCACCAUGCCCUCCCGGAAUGUGAUCUCUUGGACUGCCAUGAUAUCCGGAUACUCCCAGAACGGGCAGUACUCCGAUGCCCUCGCCACGUUCCUGAAGAUGGACGAGGAAGGCCUGAGGCCGAAUGAGGUCACCCUAGCCAGCGUCCUUCCGGCAUGUGCCAAUCUCGGGGCGCUAGAAGUCGGGGAGAGGAUUGAGGCGUAUGCCCGGCGGAAUGGAUAUUUCGACGACAACAUAUUUGUGAGCAACGCAGUACUGGAGAUGUAUGGGAGGUGCGGGAAGAUUGAUGCCGCGAGGAGGGUCUUUGAUGAGAUCGGGGCCAGCGGGAGGAGGAACUCGUGCUCCUGGAAUUCCCUGAUCAUGGGCUUGGCUGUCCACGGGAGAUGCGACGAGGUCCUCAGGCUCUACAAUCAGAUGCAAAGUGAAGGUAUCAGACCAGAGGAUGUCACGUUUGUCGGACUUCUCCUUGCGUGCACACAUGGGGGUCUGGUUGAGAUGGGCCGGGAGAUCUUUGAAUCCAUGGGGAGGCACCAUGGACUGACCCCUAAGCUAGAGCACUAUGGGUGCAUGGUUGAUCUCCUGGGCCGUGCUGGGAGGUUAAGAGAAGCUUACAAUCUCGUGCAAAGCAUGCCCAUGAAACCCGAUUCUGUCAUAUGGGGUGCUCUUCUGGGAGCCUGCAGCUUCCAUGGGAAUGUUGAGAUUGCCGAGAAAGCCGCGGAGUCCCUCGUCGAGCUAGAGCCAUCUAACCCGGGCAACUAUGUCAUCCUUUCCAAUAUCUAUGCCUCAGCAGGCAAAUGGGAUGGAGUUGCAAGACUAAGGAAGACGAUGAAAGGUGGCCGUAUCACAAAGGCAGCUGGAUACAGUUGCAUCGAAUAUGGGGGGAGAGUUCACAGGUUCAUUGUGGGAGAUAGAUCACAUCUCAGGUCCGAUGAGAUAUACUCGAUGCUGGACACGCUUUUGGCUGCCAUGAAACCUAAGGCAGAUGCUGUACGUGAACUUCAAAUUGAUUCUUGACACUGUUCUUGUGCCGGGGAAGCAUUACUUACUCCAUUCUUUCAAAAAUAUUAAUGCCAUUGCUUAAAUUUUGUAGCA
Messenger RNA from Punica granatum (pomegranate), 2000 nucleotides. Lineage: Eukaryota; Viridiplantae; Streptophyta; Magnoliopsida; Myrtales; Lythraceae. The record is from RefSeq and is a predicted model, not a curated record.